Molecule: messenger RNA, 1566 nt
Organism: Nematostella vectensis (starlet sea anemone)
Lineage: Eukaryota; Metazoa; Cnidaria; Anthozoa; Actiniaria; Edwardsiidae
Exons: 2
Coding region: 129-1367 (412 amino acids)
Biological process (GO): DNA integration
Molecular function (GO): nucleic acid binding
Source: RefSeq, a predicted model, not a curated record
GCAGCGAGCUCAAGCACGCCUCAGUUGAGAAAGAGGCACAAGCGAUUGUAGAAGCUGUCCUACACUGGAGGCACUUCCUAACAGGGAGGCACUUCACUCUUAAAACAGACCAGAAAUCAGUAUCUUACAUGUUUGACCAGUGCCACAAAGGGAAGAUCAAGAAUGAUAAGAUCAUGCGGUGGAAGAUCGAACUCUCCUGCUAUAGUUUCGAUAUCAUUUACCGUCCUGGUAAAGAGAACAUUCCACCCGACACUCUGUCCAGAGCUACUUGCGCCACGUUGAGUGAAGAUCCCCUCUACCAGCUCCACGAGUCACUCUGUCAUCCAGGGGUCACCCGACUCAACCACUUCGUACGCACCAAGAACCUCCCUUAUUCCCUUGAGGAGAUCAAGAGCAUGACAAGUAAGUGUCCAGUUUGUUGUGAAUGCAAACCACAGUUUCAUCAACCUCCCAAAGUUCCUCUCAUUAAGGCUACUCAACCUUUCGAGAGGAUAAACAUUGAUUUCAAGGGCCCCUUGCCAAGUAACAAUGGCAACAAGUUCUUCCUCAAUGUAGUUGAUGAAUAUUCAAGAUUCCCUUUUGUCUUCCCUUGUCCUGAUGUGUCUACACCAACAGUGAUCAAGUGUCUUACCUCCGUGUUUACGAUGUUCGGUAUGCCAGCCUAUGUACAUUCGGACAGGGGCUCCUCCUUGAUCAGCCAGGAACUGCGAGACUUCCUGAAUGAAAAAGGGGUAGCCACAAGCAGGACAACUGCUUACAAUCCCGAAGGCAAUGGGCAAGUGGAGAGGUAUAAUGGAGUGGUAUGGAAGGCAAUUUCAGCAUCCCUGAAGUCUAAGAAUCUGCCAGUAAAGCGCUGGCAAGAAGUCCUUCCUGAUGUUCUACACUCCAUUCGUUCUCUGUUGUGCACGGCUACCAAUGAGACACCCCAUGAGCGAUUCUUCGGUUUUCCCAGGCGAUCCUCUUCCGGAUCUUCCAUCCCAACAUGGAUGAGUGAGCCUGGACCGGUCCUACUCAAGCGUCACGUCCGUGCAAGCAAGACAGAUCCGUUAGUUGAUGAGGUGGAAUUGCUUCAGGCGAAUCCUCACUACGCCCAUGUGCGCUAUCCAGACGGCCGAGAAACAACAGUCUCUACCAAGCAUCUUGCCCCCAAAGGUGAAGUACCAACAAUGUACCCACUCCCUCAAGUUAAGCCUACUGUUCCAGGUGAGCAUCACCCUGCUACUGGUAGUUCCCCACCUUCCUCGGAGAUAGAAGUGGAGAUAGGUGUGGGCGAAGAAGUGCCACAGGUCAGUACAGGUCUUGAUGGGCAGCCUCCCUUGCGACGUUCGGAGAGGACCCGACGUCCAGUGGACAGACUUAACCUCUAACCGAGGGGUGAAUGUAGUAUUUAUGUAUGUUAAGAACCUUGAACAUUACGUGUUGGGCUGCCUGUGUUAUGUUUAUUGUUGUACAGCGGUUUUACCCCAUAGAAUCUCUAGGGGCAGCCAUCUUGCUUAGUUUUCGGUAUAGUUUUACAAGCUGUAGAUUUAUGUUGAUUAAAGCCUCAGUUUAGAGGCAUACCUUCUA